Oenanthe melanoleuca is the source of this 598-nucleotide messenger RNA. RefSeq names its product LY6/PLAUR domain containing 1 (gene LYPD1). NCBI's taxonomy places the organism in Eukaryota, Metazoa, Chordata, Aves, Passeriformes, Muscicapidae. Gene Ontology annotation, molecular function: acetylcholine receptor inhibitor activity. The transcript is spliced from 3 exons. The record is from RefSeq and is a predicted model, not a curated record. The coding region runs from base 173 to 598 and encodes 141 amino acids. Gene Ontology annotation, biological process: acetylcholine receptor signaling pathway.
GCUCAACUCCGGCGAGGCUGGAGCGCGGCGCGGGGCUGGGCAGGGCGGGCUCCGCCGCCUCUCCCGGGGCGCCGCUCGGCAGCGGGGGCGGCGGGGCAGCGGCACAAAGUGCGCGGCGCCUCCGCUGCAUCGCUGCUGCUGAUGCCCCUUCGGCGGCCGCGGCUCCGGGAGGAUGCGGCUCUUCCUCCUCGCUGCAACUUUCUGGGGAUUGUGCCUGGCGCCAGGUUCGGGUUUGCAAAUACAGUGUUACCAGUGUGAGGAGUUCCAGCUAAAUAAUGACUGCUCCUCUCCAGAGUUCAUCGUCAAUUGUACAGUGAAUGUUCAAGAUAUGUGUCAGAAAGAAGUAAUGGAAAAAAGUUUUGGAAUCAUGUACCGCAAGUCCUGCGCCUCGUCGGCCGCGUGCCUGAUCGCCUCUGCUGGGUACCAGUCCUUCUGCUCCCCCGGCAAGGUGAACUCCGUCUGCAUCAGCUGCUGCAACACCCCGCUCUGCAACGGGCCCCGGCCCAAGAGGAGGGGCAACUCUGCUGUACUGCCAAGAGCACACCUGAUAACCACUCUUCUGCUUCUUAAAUUUGCUCUGUUGUUUUUGUACUGCUAA